This is a messenger RNA of Hibiscus syriacus, 957 nucleotides long. Its product is annotated as putative casein kinase II subunit beta-4. Gene Ontology annotation, molecular function: protein kinase regulator activity. The transcript is spliced from 5 exons. Bases 44 to 757 code for a protein of 237 amino acids. Lineage: Eukaryota; Viridiplantae; Streptophyta; Magnoliopsida; Malvales; Malvaceae. The record is from RefSeq and is a predicted model, not a curated record. Gene Ontology annotation, cellular component: protein kinase CK2 complex; cytoplasm.
UCCAUCUUCAUCCACCUUCCUUCAACCACGAGGGGAUUGAGGAAUGGCAAAGACAAAGGCAGACCCUCUGUUCCUUCAGCUUCCGCCGGUAAAUCCCACCUUUCUCAUAGCGAUUCACGUUCCAAAGCCUGAGGAAUCUGGAACUGACAGCGAAGAGUCCGAUAUUAGUCUUUCCGAUGGAGAUGAGAUGUCUUGGAUCUCGUGGUUUUAUGGUUUGGGAGGCAAUGAGUUCUUUUGUGAAGUUGAUGAAGAAUACAUCCAAGAUGACUUUAAUCUUUGCGGGUUGAGUAGUCAAGUUCCAUAUUAUGAUUACGCUCUUGAUUUGAUAUUGGAUGUUGAAUCUUCACAAAGCGACAUGUUCACUGAAGAACAGAAUGAAUUGGUUGAAUCGGCUGCUGAGAUGUUGUAUGGUCUUAUACACGUACGUUACAUAUUAACUAGCAAGGUAAUGUCUGCUAUGUUGGAGAAAUACAGAAACUACGAUUUUGGAAGAUGCCCUAGAGUUUAUUGCUGUGGACAAUCUUGCCUUCCGGUUGGUCAAUCCGAUAUUCCUCGUUCAAAUACCGUGAAAAUCUACUGUCCAAAGUGUGAAGAUAUAUAUUACCCUCGAUCCAAAUAUCAAGGCAAUAAUGACGGAGCUUACGUCGGGACGACAUUUCCGCAUCUAUUUCAGAUGACGUAUCUGCACCUAAAGCCACAGAAGCCGAUGCAAAAAUACAUCCCCAGAGUUUUCGGCUUCAAGAUCCACAAGCCCUGAACCGGUGUAUAUCAAGAGUUCAUCUUUCAUAUAGUCUGGUCUGCACUGCAGAGGCAAUUCAUUUGAGCUUUGGUGCUUCUUACAAAUGCAAUGGGAUGCCCUGCAGUGUAAGGUGAAGCAGGGUUCCAACGGCGACGGUUGUCACGAUCGACAUGCCGAUAUGAAAACGUCCUAUUUCGAAAUAGCACAAACACACACAU